AGCUCAUCCGCCAUGACUCAGCUCUCGAUAGUAUAAAAAAUGGCAUCUUUAUUACGCCCAUUUCACACAUUUUCCUCUCUUCCAUUAACAUUCUCGAAACAACCCUCUGUAAACCCACUUCUCUUCGCCACGCACCGUUCGUCCAAGCGAUUUCCUUCUCCUUCAAGUUCAAUCAUGGCUACUGCUGCUAGGAAGGUUCUGGUUCCGAUUGCUAACGGAACCGAGCCGCUUGAGGCGGUUGUGAUAAUUGAUGUGUUGAGGAGAGCCGGCACCGAUGUAACCGUUGCUUCAGUCGAGAAACAGCUUCAAGUUGAUGCUUGUCACGGGAUUAAGAUCGUCGCCGAUGCUCUUGUUUCUGAUUGCGCUGAUACUGUUUUUGAUCUCAUUUCUCUUCCCGGCGGUCUUCCAGGUUCUACAACUUUGAAAGAUUGUGAGAUUCUAGAGAAGAUUGUGAAGAAACAGGCAUUAGAUGGGCGACUUUAUUCUGCAAUAUGUGCAGCACCUGCUGUAGCUCUUGGAUCUUGGGGUCUUUUAAAUGGAAAGAAAUGUACAUGUUAUCCAUCGUUUAUGGAACAAUUGUCUUCGUCUGGAACUGUAGUCGAGGAUAUAGUUCAGCAAGAUGGAAAUGUUGUUACAAGUCGUGGACCUGGAACUGUUAUGGAGUUCUCUGUUGCUUUGAUCGAACAAUUACUUGGCAAAGAUAAAGCUGAUGAAGUUUCUGGUCCUCUGGUAAUGAGUCCCAAGCAUGGAGAUGAAUAUAGUAUUCUUGAGCUAAAUCCAUUGAAGUGGACGUGUGAUAAGAACCCCAAGAUUCUUGUACCUAUCGCUGAUGGAACUGAAGAGAUGGAAGCCACCAUUAUAAUUGACGUGCUCCGAAGAGCCAAAGCAGAAGUUGUGGUGGCUUCUGUAGGCGAUACCCUAGAAAUUCUCGCAUCUCGAAAAGUCAAACUAGUAGCAGAUACUCUCCUUCAAGAUGCUGCCAAACUUUCAUAUGACUUGAUCGUACUGCCAGGAGGACUUGGUGGUGCCCAGGCAUUUUCAAAAUCUGAUAUACUAGUUGAGAUGUUGAAGAAUCAGUUGGAAGCAAAUAAGCCAUAUGGUGCAAUUUGUGCAUCUCCGGCUUUAGUACUCGAGCCACAUGGCUUACUCAAGGGGAAGAAGGCGACUGCUUUUCCAGCAAUGUGUAGUAAGUUAUCGGAUCAGAGUGAGGUUGAGAAUAGAGUGGUGGUUGAUGGGAAUCUUAUUACUAGUCGAGGACCGGGAACCUCGAUUGAAUUUGCGUUGGCCAUUGUGGAGAAGUUUUGGAGUCGCGAGAAAGCAUUGGAACUUGCUAAGACUAUGGUUUUCGUACAACCAUGAGGUUAUGGUUGAUGCUGGUCUUAGUGACCUUGUUUGGGAUUAUGAUCUGUUAGAGAAACUGCCAAUAAAUUUUGAAUAUGCACAAGUUUAAGAUGUAAGUUUGGUUUCUAAGUUUGAUCUCUUCUAUUCAUCCAAAUGAGAAGUUUUAUAAAAACAAGUUGUUCUCGAUUCAA
Impatiens glandulifera is the source of this 1532-nucleotide messenger RNA. Its product is annotated as protein DJ-1 homolog B-like. Lineage: Eukaryota; Viridiplantae; Streptophyta; Magnoliopsida; Ericales; Balsaminaceae. Gene Ontology annotation, biological process: guanine deglycation, glyoxal removal; protein deglycation, glyoxal removal. The coding region runs from base 40 to 1359 and encodes 439 amino acids. The record is from RefSeq and is a predicted model, not a curated record. Gene Ontology annotation, cellular component: nucleus; cytosol. The transcript has 8 exons. Gene Ontology annotation, molecular function: protein deglycase activity.